GCAUCAUAUCGCCGGUGCAGCAUCUCAUGAGAUAGACAGAACUAUACGAUAGACAAAUCAUCCGAGAGCGCCACCCACCAUGUCCAACGAUCCCUUUGAAGAAGCUCAGGCGGACAUCCUGUCUCUGCUACAACAGACUCGACCUCUGCACCAAUCCUACUUGCGCAUACGAUCCACGGCUUCCUCACCAUCCGCACCCGAACUGGUUGAAGCACGCGAUGAGCUCGAAGGGACUCUCAUGGAUCUCUCCACAGACCUGCAAGAUCUGGUAGACUCCGUCCGAGCAGUGGAAGGUGAUCCAUACAAAUAUGGCCUCGAUGUACCCGAAGUCCAACGACGUCGAAAACUGGUUGAAGAGGUCGGGAAAGAAGUAGAGGAAAUGCAUAAGCAGCUCAACCAGACUGUCCAUGCUGCCGAUCAGCUGGCACAUCCGGACUCCUUUGGCCAAGAUGUCAACGGCGCAGACGAGGACGAUGACUUUGGCGCUUGGGAGGAACAACGACAGAUGGAGAUGCUGCACGAACAAGACGAAGCGCUCGAUGGCGUGUUCCAAACUGUCGGCAAUCUAAGGAUGCAGGCUGAUACGAUGGGAAGAGAGCUGGAGGAGCAAGCCGAGCUGCUCGACGAUACAGAAAACAUCACGGACCGAGUGGCAGGCAAGCUGGGGACGGGCAUGAAGAAGAUCCGUUAUGUGAUUGAGCAGAAUGAGGAUCGAUGGUCUGGCUGCUGCAUAUCGGCGCUCAUUGUUGUCUUGAUUAUUCUUCUUAUUCUGGUUGUAGUGAUUUGAGAGCACUGCUCCAUGCUGUCUGGAACGUCCUAGAUCAACGACCGACGAUUGAUGGAGAACGUCCUCAGGCAGAAGUGUGGCGCAGCUUGUUCUCCACUCCACAUCGACUGCCGAGCCGGGAGCUGACCCCAAGUUAUGGACGUCCAUACUGCGACUGCGACACCACUUCACAGACUGCAGAACCAGCAAGAUGCAGGGCGACAACGCACAUCCGCUCCUCCAACAGACGGCGCUAAGCGUGAACCCAUUCAUCGACCUGCCGAAAGCUCCGACACUCCCACACAACUAUGCUUCGUUACCGAGCACUCUACCACCUUCGGCACUCAGCGCACCCGCAGUCGCAUCUAACCCAGAUCUACCAGCGUAUGUGACAUCGCCUUCUGGCUUUGCGGCGCACCCCAAGACCAUCAUUGCUCAGAACAAGUCACUACUGGAGCAGAUUGAGAAGCAGCGCAAGGAUGCCGAGAAGGAGAUUCGGGAUUGGGAGCAAAAGAUAAGAGACAGAGAGCUGGCCGAGAAGAGAAAGAAGGCACCGGGCUACUUGGACACAGAGCAGUAUAUCUUGCAGCCAGAGAAACCACGGACCGAUUCCACUGCAGCCAGUAAUGUGAACCUGAUGGACGAGCCAUCCCAGGAAGACACGGUGUCUAAAUCGGACAAGCAAGUUGAUGAUUUGGGGGAUGCAAUGGAUCGUGCUUUCGGCAGGAGUGAGCUUGGCUAAACAAUGAUCGUUGUCGCGUGCCGAGCAUCGAGGCGUCGGUUGCGCUUUGGUCUCCUGCUCGAAGGCUCAUCAUACUCGAAACGGUCACGUUCUGUGUAGCAGUGACGAGUCUCGUGCAUAAAAAUCUAUACGUGACACGCCAGUGCGUGAGCUGUUCGCGUGGCCAAAAGGGUCGAGCUGAAAAGGCGACGUCAAGGCCUCGUCUGUGUUUCGGCAAAAAACAUCCAUAACGACGCACAGAAAGGCGAUCAACAUGCGCUUCUUUGCAAGCCGUUCGACUCCAUCCAUGGCGUCCAUCGAUAAGGCAAGCACGCACAGAUCACGAGCAAGAAGCCCACCACGACCACCGGCGGAGAAUGUACUACAGCUACUGGAGCGGCUGCAACAUGUGCAGGGUGACCUCAUUCGGAUCUAUACCUCAGAAGACCUCGUGGAACCAAUCUUCGUGCAAGAAGGGCUUCUUCGGCUUGUAUUCCGUGGUUCGUUCUGGUUUGAGCGAAUCAUGAGGCAGAUGGAGUUCGAGGGAACAGAUCGACUAGUGCUUCACACUCAAGAAGACAUCCUUGCCUUGUUCGUUUUCUGGGCAUUCCACACCCGAGUGCCCGGAUUGCACGAAUUCGGCAAAUACCAUAGCAUUCCCAGCCAAGAUGACGAAGAUGACUAUCAAACACUUCUCGUGCGCACGUGGGUCUUUGCAGACUCCGUCGACUUGCCGGCUUUCCAGAACGCUCUCAUGGUAAAACUUUUUGAUGCUCUCGACAAUCCGGCCAAGGAUCUGACAGCAGAAACGCUGCAGAUCUGUCUUCUAGUGUCCGAGUCAGCAACACGGAUGCGCUGGGCAUUGGUGCAGUAUAUGCUGUGGUGGGAAGAUCAAAGCACACGAGGCAUGAACGACUACGAACCUACGCCGCACCCCAGACUGCAGCCAUACAUCAAUAUAGAAGAGGUCAAAGGGAUCGAGGCCGACUUGCAUGCUGCACGGGAGGUGCGUUCUGGGAUGAACAAUCAGGAGCGCAAGAAGCGUCCCAUUGCGGGUCUGUUUUUUGUAUGCGAUCCCUGUGCGAAAAGUUGCUGGCAGUAGUGAAGCAAGGUGUGCGUGAAAGAAUAUGAUCAGAUCACUCAUUAACCCUUUGCGCGAAACACUAUGCACAAUGACAAUGCGGGCUGGCAAACAACAUAUUCUGUUCUUAUACAUCUUUGUGCGCCUUUUGCUUUGCCACGAAUAUUACCAUCAAAUCCCAAAGUGAUCAGCCAUGGAUAACACAUUUGCAGCGCGUUCAGCGCGCCUCAGUCGUGACUUUCCUGCUCGCUCUCCACCGAUCCAUCCUCGCGUUCCAACCACAAGACCUCAGCAAGCCGAAACCGACUCAUCAGCCACCAUCGAGACCAGCCAGCCGAUUGCGCAGCUUCCAGACCACGAAACUGCAAGCCAACUCGUCCAGCGCCUCCGCAUCGCUCCCGACCUCGUACAAGUCUACUGCUCCACGCACCCCGGCGAGCGACCCUUGUUCAUCUCCCAAGCUCUCCUCAUGCAAAAAUCUCCACUCCUCCUCGCCACCGCCAUUCAACCACCUCAUCAUCAUCAUCAUCAUGAUUAUCAUCAUCGCAGCAUUGGACCAGCCUCCCUUUUCCCCACCUUGGAUUUGAGUGCCCACUCCCCCAACCCCACUGUCCUGUCCAUUUUCAUCUACUGGCUCUUUCACUCACGCGUGCCGGAUGCCGCCGCCGCCGUCGAUGUCAAUGUCGUAUCACCGAAUCAGACUCCCCAUCAUCAUCAACAUCAUCAACAUCAAAUCUCCCUCACCCACGCCUGGAAUUUCGCCAAAGAUUGGAAUCUUCCACUUUUGCAAAAUGAAAUUCUCAAAGCUUUCUUUCGUAUUCUAGAAGAAGAAGAACCUCUCGAUGCGAAAACUUUCGAGACGUGUUUGGAAAUUUCGGGUGCGGGGAGUGCGUUGCGAUUUGCGUUGUUGGCGGUUUUGUUGUGGUGGGAUGAUUUGCAUGAGGAAUUGUUGGGUGGGAGUAGGAGGGGAGGAGGACGAGGACGAGGACGGGAGAUGUUGAGCGAUACGAUCGAUAUCAGGGGUGUGGAGGGGUUUGAGGAGGAUUUUGAGCGGGCUUUGGGGGUGUGGGAGGAGGAGGGGAGGAGGCGGGGAAGAAGGUAUAAUGCUGUGGAUGAUGUUUAUGUUGAGAGUCGACCGUGGGGGAGGGAGAGGCCGAGGGCGGAACUGUUUUUUGUUUGA
This is a messenger RNA of Sphaerulina musiva SO2202, 3748 nucleotides long. RefSeq lists its product as uncharacterized. Bases 2762 to 3748 code for a protein of 328 amino acids. The record is from RefSeq and is a predicted model, not a curated record. NCBI's taxonomy places the organism in Eukaryota, Fungi, Ascomycota, Dothideomycetes, Mycosphaerellales, Mycosphaerellaceae. The transcript is spliced from 3 exons.